Strongylocentrotus purpuratus (purple sea urchin) is the source of this 854-nucleotide messenger RNA. RefSeq lists its product as uncharacterized. The transcript is spliced from 3 exons. The coding region runs from base 298 to 801 and encodes 167 amino acids. Lineage: Eukaryota; Metazoa; Echinodermata; Echinoidea; Camarodonta; Strongylocentrotidae. The record is from RefSeq and is a predicted model, not a curated record.
AGAAUCCCCUUUUCCUGGAUCUGGGGUGUGUAUAUAUGGGGGUCUGAGCUUUGACGGUACCUUAUUAUAUUGCUGAUUUAGUCUAACUGGGGUAUCUGUACUGUAAAAUUAUGCAUAGUUUAUUUUUUCUCUCUUUUCCCCGUUUUCCUUUUACAUGUAUUCUUGCAGAUUGAGGUAGAUUUUCGGAAACUUUUUCCUGAAAAUCACUCGCGUUUCCUGACCAAAUGGCCCGAGUUGAAGCCCAAGGUUGUUACACUUGCAAGACAACUUCUGAAGCAGAAAGGAAACUUGACAGUGAUGGAGCUUCUGUCAUCUUAUGACAGUUCUGAUCAAAAUAAAGAAGGAUGGAAUUCCAGCACAUCUGCUAUCCUCCUCCUCUUGUGCCUAUUGCCUCCUGCAAGCCAAGGGAAGUCCAAAGCUGCGUCAGCAAAAGUGUCCAUUUCUUCAGCUCUCUCGAGGGUUAUUCAAUUUCAGAAGACAGGAGGGAGUAUUCAAGCAUUCCUCGACAACACAAAAGAGACCAAGAGUCAACCGUUCCUUCUGGCAAUUGGCAAUUCCAAGGCCCGAAUCACCAACUACAUGAUCAUUGUGGAUCACAAGGCCAUUCCAUGUUCGGCACGCACGGUCGAAGCAGCAGUAGAUUUACUCUUCAAGACCCACUUUGUCUUUGGCCUGCAGUACUGCUUGUCUCUGCGGCAGUUCUGGACUUUUGUCCAGACUGCCAUUUUUGAAAUCGAUAUCGGAGUGUCCCGGGAAACACCAAGAGUACGUGAAAUUAGAUCGAAAUUGUUAGCACCAUGAUUUGCUUCAAAUGCCACAAACAGUUUGCAAUACCCAAAUUGGUUCAACAUUUG